CUGAGUGUAACAGCAGUUCAUAGCGUUUAUAGAAAAGAUACAGAAACUGUUAAUGGAAUUUUUUGCAUAAUCUUUGUUAUCUUUUCAAAUAUAUUUUCUUAAAAACUGUUCACAUUUUUCGCAAUGAACGCUUCGGAAUAUGUUAUUGGAGGCCUGGCUGCCAUGGGUGCAACAACGUUCACCAAUCCAAUCGAUGUCAUCAAAACACGCAUGCAGUUACAAGGAGAGCUGGCGGCGCGUGGCACCUAUAUUGUGCCGUACAAGGGUAUUUUGCACGGUAUGGUCACGGUGGUACGUAACGAUGGUUGGACGGGUUUGCAAAAGGGUCUGGUGCCGACCAUGUACUUUCAGUUCAUCGUAAAUGGUAUAAGAUUGGGCAUUUAUACCAGCGCUGCGAAUAUGGGUUGGACACGCCAUAAAAAUGGUGAAGAGUCUUUCGGCUUGAGCCUCUUCUGGGGUGCCGCCGGUGGUGCGGUGGGCGCAUACUUUUCCAGUCCAUUUUUCUUGAUAAAAACUCAACUACAAUCGCGUGCAUCGAAGCAAGUCGCUGUCGGCUAUCAGCACAAACACACGGGCAUGUUUUCGGCGCUACGCACCAUCUAUCGACAGGGCGGUAUCUCUGGUUUAUGGCGCGGCUCUACAGCUUCCAUUACGCGCACUUCACUCGGCUCCGGUGCUCAAUUGGCAACAUUCGGUUCGAUCAAGUCUUUUCUGCGCGAACACAAUCUGAUCGUACAGCCAGCCUUGAAUUCGCUCUGUGGUGGUUUCAUUGCCGGUUGUUUUGUAACUGUGGCUAUGACGCCGGCUGAUGUUAUGAUGACACGUAUCUACAAUCAGGGUUUGGAUGCGUAUGGUAAGGGUCUCUUGUAUAAGGGUUGGUUGGAUUGUUUUACGAAGACCGCUCGCGCUGAAGGCCUUUAUGGACUGUAUAAAGGUUUUUGGGCGAAUUAUGUGCGCUUAGUGCCGCACUCGGCACUGGUGUUGCUCUUCUUCGAUGAACUUAUGACGCUCAAAAAUAGUUUAGGUAUUACAUUUUAGUGUGUUUGUAGAAUGUAAAAAAGUGGACAAAUAAAGUAAUCUCAUUAACAAAUUUU
Bactrocera oleae (olive fruit fly) is the source of this 1094-nucleotide messenger RNA. RefSeq names its product solute carrier family 25 member 35. Lineage: Eukaryota; Metazoa; Arthropoda; Insecta; Diptera; Tephritidae. The record is from RefSeq and is a predicted model, not a curated record.